Messenger RNA from Paramormyrops kingsleyae, 2284 nucleotides. RefSeq names its product Fas associated factor family member 2 (gene faf2). Gene Ontology annotation, molecular function: ubiquitin binding. Gene Ontology annotation, cellular component: endoplasmic reticulum. The record is from RefSeq and is a predicted model, not a curated record. Gene Ontology annotation, biological process: ERAD pathway. Lineage: Eukaryota; Metazoa; Chordata; Actinopteri; Osteoglossiformes; Mormyridae.
UGCCGUGCGGCGAAGCGCGCAUCAGUUCCGGUGCGUUCCGUCAGAAGAUUUGUCGAAGCAAGAUGGCGGCGUCAGAGGAACAGGAAUUAUCUCAAACGCAAACUGAGAAACUCUUGCAGUUUCAGGAUUUAACAGGCCUAGAAUCAAUGGACCAGUGUCGCCGUACAUUAGAACAGCAUAACUGGAACAUUGAGGCAGCUGUACAGGACCGACUAAAUGAACAAGAGGGAGUUCCUAGUGUGUUCAAUCCACCAUCCACCAGACCAUUACAGGUGAACACAGCAGACCAUAGAGUGUACAGCUACAUUGUGUCAAGGCCACAGCCCAGAGGCUUGCUAGGAUGGAGUUACUAUUUAAUAAUGCUCCCAUUCAGAAUUACAUAUUACACGCUACUGGAUAUAUUCAGGUUCGCACUGAGAUUCAUAAGGCCAGACCCUCGUGGACGUGUCACAGAUCCUGUUGGAGAUGUUAUGUCCUUCAUUCAUAGCUUUGAAGAGAGAUAUAGCCGGUCGCAUCCAGUUUUCUACCAGGGAACUUACAGCCAGGCACUGAAUGACGCAAAACGUGAGCUACGGUUUUUGUUAGUCUACCUUCAUGGGGAUGAUCAUCAGGACACUGAUGAAUUCUGCCGCAAUACUUUGUGCGCAGAAGAGGUUGUGAACUUCAUCAAUACUAGAAUGCUUCUGUGGGCUUGUUCUACAAAUAAGCCAGAAGGAUACAGAGUGUCCCAGGCUCUGCGAGAGAAUACCUAUCCCUUCCUUGCUAUGAUAAUGCUGAAGGACAGAAAAAUGACCGUGGUGGGGAGGUUAGAGGGUGUCAUCCAGUCAGAGGACCUCAUCAAUCAGCUUACAUUCAUCAUGGACGCCAACCAAACUUACCUGAUGUCUGAAAGAAUGGAAAGGGAGGAGAGGAACCAGACCCAGGUGCUCCGGCAGCAGCAGGAUGAAGCUUACAUGGCGUCCCUUCGUGCCGACCAGGAGAAAGAACGGAAGAAGCGUGAGGAACAAGAGCAGAAGAGGAACGAGGAGGAGAUGGCCAGGCAAAACGUCCUGGCAGAGGAGAGGAGACGAAGGACACUAGAGGUGGAAAAGGAGCGCAAGUCUGAAUGUCUUCCCCAGGAACCAGCUCUGGAUGACCCAGACAGUGUCAAAAUAGUGUUCAGACUUCCCAAUGAUUCCAGAGUAGAGAGGCGCUUUCUUUUCACGCAGUCGUUAACGGUGAUACAUGAUUUCUUGUUCUCCCUAAAAGAAACUCCAGAAAAGUUCCAGAUAGUGACAAAUUUCCCCCGCCGGGUGCUACCUUGCCUCCCCAGCGGGGAGCGUCCCAACCCACCAACUCUACAGGAGGCAGGCCUCAGCCGCACUGAGGUCUUGUUUGUGCAAGACCUUACGGACGAUUAAUGACCUUUGCCAUGGAACGCAUCUUUUCUUUUCCUGUGUUUUGUCAGACUUCGCACAAGGGAUCACAGAAAUUAACCUUACUGUAUAGUCUGCCCAGCCCCACGUCACUGUCCCCUCUACUCCAAACAGGAUAAAUAACGCCACUGAGAAAACCAACGUGAACUGCCCAGUGUGUAUGUAUGUGUGUGUGUGUGUGUAUAUUAUAUAAAACCUAGGUAUUUAAGAAUUGAACAUUUAAAUCUACCCUUAAAUCCACCAAGCCUAAAAUUUACCAUAUCCUCUUUUUUAACGCAGUCACAAUUGACUAUAAAUGUAUUUGUUAUCAAAAGACCAAAGGAGGGUUUGUGGUAAAGUAAGAGAUCGGACUGCUUGCAGUCCUUAAGUCGAUGUUUUUAAAGAAGGCUAUAGCUCAUAUGUGUUGCUUUAGCCUAUAUAGCAUAGUUAAGUCUGCCUAUAGUGUGCCUGUGGUAAUUCAUAGAUGCCUAUUUUGCCCUUCUGAUAUCUGACUGGGCUGGUCAUAUUAAGGUGUAAUUUUUUUUCCAACUAUAAAUUAAUUUUUUUUUUAAAUAACAUAACUCUGGCUGUUUACAUUUGUUUCCAGAGGUCAGUCAAAGAAACACCCUCAGUUUUAAUAUUUUUGUAGUGUGGGGUAAUGGACACAAUGGUUAUGCAAGUGUUAAAACUACUAUGAGGAUUAGCAUGUUAUUGACUGAAUGAAGCAGCUGAACAUAACUUAUACGUAUUCCAGUUGUAAUUUGUUCAAAGAAUUAACUGGUUUCAACAUGGAGCUUUGAUGUUUGAAACUGUUCCCACCGACCUUUGUAGUGUUUUACACAGGGUGAAAUGUUACACAAAGUUCAAGUAAAAACCUGACUCUGGUAAAA